Fragaria vesca subsp. vesca is the source of this 1806-nucleotide messenger RNA. Its product is annotated as inactive TPR repeat-containing thioredoxin TTL3-like. Gene Ontology annotation, cellular component: cytoplasm. The transcript is spliced from 5 exons. Lineage: Eukaryota; Viridiplantae; Streptophyta; Magnoliopsida; Rosales; Rosaceae. Bases 1 to 1806 code for a protein of 601 amino acids. Gene Ontology annotation, molecular function: protein binding. The record is from RefSeq and is a predicted model, not a curated record.
AUGGGAGAGUCGCCGGAGAAGAAAUCAGGUUGCGGCAUUUUGAAUGCUGUGUUUGGAAAGAGCAGUUUUUGGCCAAGAAGAACAACUUCCACUGGCUCUCUUCCCGUCAGUGGUACUCAAUUUGUGAAAUCACCAAGUGGUAACUCUAGAAGGCGGCAUGGUAGCUCCGAUGAGGCAACAUUUCUUGAGAUAUCAUCAGCAAAUGGAUCAGAACCUGCAACAAAACCCGUCACAAAACCAUCUCAAUAUAGUAACAGAGCGCCCCCUAUACAGCCAUAUCAAAAUCAGGGUAGAUGUACUAAGCCACCUCAGGAAGCUGGAGCCAUGGUUUCAGGUUCAGGCCAAGGCCAACAAAGAGCUACGAAAAUGGCUCCGAGUCAAGGUUAUGUUAACCAAGGCAAAAGGGUUCCCAAGGACGCAGGUGGGUUGUCUGGUGAGCUUGAAAGCAUGAUUGCUGAUCACCAGAAAUCACAAGGAAGUAGCAUAUUCGUUAGAGCUUCAUCCAGCAACUUUAUGCUUACGGGUAACCUGGGUAACUUGAGAACAGGAGGUGGUGGUGGUGGAAAUGUGAACUCAAAUAAUGUGCUGGAUUACCUUCCAAAGACAGCAAGAGAAGAUACCCCCAUGAUGAUGAAUGGAAAUGUAGGAAAGAGUAGUGCUCCUAAGGAAGAGAAGAAAAAACAAAGUACGCAGCCUGCUUCAUUCUGUCGUGCAUUAUCAACCAGGAUGGACCCCGAGACACUGAAGAUUAUGGGCAAUGAGGAUUACAAGAACGGAAAUUUUGCAGAGGCUUUGUCUUUGUACGAUGCUGCGAUUUCUAUUGAUCCCAAUAAGGCUUCAUAUAGGAGCAAUAAGAGUGCUGCGUUAACUGCUCUUGGUCAAAUUCUUGACGCAGUUUUUGAGUGCAGAGAGGCCAUUCGGAUUGAACCUCAUUAUCAUAGGGCUCAUCGUCGCCUUGCAACCUUAUACAUUAGAUUAGGGGAAGCUGAAAAAGCUACGUAUCACUUUAAACAUGCUGGACCAGAAGCUGAUCAAGAGGACUUGGCUAAAGUGAGAAAUCUUCAGACUCAUCUGAACAAGUGCACAGAGGCUCGUAGGUUAAGAGAUUGGAACACCUUGAUCAAGGCAACUCAAAACGUUAUAGCAGCUGGUGCAGAUUCAGCACCACAGAUAUUUUCUCUGCAAGCCGAGGCCUUGCUGAAGGUCCAUAAGCACCAAGAAGCAGAUGAGGCUUUAUCCAGGGGUCCAAACUUUGAGGUGGAUGCUUGCACAAAAUACUUCGGUCCUAUUAGUAACGCGAGUAUGUUAGUAACAAGGGCUCAGGUUGACUUGUCUGCCGGCAGAAUCGACGAUGCAUUAGAGGCAAUUCAACGAGCAUCCCGUCUUGACUCAAACAACAAGGAGGCACUCGUGGUAAUGAGGAAGGCUAGAGCUGUUGCAGGAGCGCGAUCAAAGGGUAAUGAUCUUUUCAAGACAUCAAGAUUCUCAGAGGCUUGUGUUGCAUAUGGGGAGGGACUUGAGCAGGACCCUUAUAACUCGGUGUUGUUAUGCAACCGCGCGGCCUGUCGGUCCAAACUUGGCCAGUUUGACCAAGCAAUUGAGGACUGCACGGCUGCACUUAAUGUGCGUCCUUCUUACAGCAAGGCCAGGCUAAGAAGAGCAGACUGCCAUGCCAAGUUGGAAAAAUGGGAUGCUUCGAUACAAGACUACGAGAUUUUGCUUAAGCAAACACCAGAUGAUGAGGAGGUAAAUCGUGCUUUAUCCGAGGUGCGGACACAGCGCAAGAAACAGCGAGGUGAGGCAUAG